UAGUUUUGCUUCCAUUUUGAUUAAGACACCAUUUGUUAUUUACAUUUACUUUGUAAGGGACUAAUGGAUUAAACAAUUGUUAAAUUACUAAUGCUUUAUGUGUUACUAAACCAAAUAAUCUGAUUUCCAGGUUGUGAAAUGUCCCUUCACUGGUGUUAAACUUUUUUUAACACCAAUGAUAUAGUCUUUAAUGUUGAUAAACCAUGCAUUGGUUCCUUACAGUUUCCAUAUACAAAUAUCAGAGUCACAGAUUUCACACUUCCCAAGAAUCUGCCAUGAAGUAUGUCAUGCAAUUAUAAAUGCAAAUUAUAUUCACAAAUAAAAGGUUCUUAACCUAAUCUCCAAAUCCAUGGUUUUUUAUGUUAAUUUGUUGUUGAUAAUUGGAUUAUGGUCCAGAUAAUCCACAGCUCAACGGUCAAACAGUCUAUACCGGGUUUGUAUUUUGCAUAAACAAAUUCAUGGGGAAAACUAAUCUCCAGAUUUCUUUUUUGAAAAACAUUAUUAUCUUUUGGACAGAAUUUCAUACUGAUAAAAGAGUGAAAAAGCUGAAAAAACAAUAAACACCAAUGGGAAACUUAAAGUUAAUCUUAUAGCACUUUAAAACAGACCUCUAUAUCUAUUAACUAUACUAAUGAUACUUGAUUUGUAUGGCAAUUCUCUUAUCAAAGUGAACAUAGAGUUUGUAUAAAUUCUCUCUAUUUUUAAGAUGUAGCCUCUGAUCUCAAUGGGCAGAGUAUUUAAAAUGUAAAGACUGAGCAAUCAGCUGUCUCUCUGGUGCCAGAAAGGGAUCAUUGGUGACCUUAACAAGGGCUGACCUGCAUGGAAAACUGUACCUUUACCCAUAAGUCUGAACAUUAUUAUAUGAUUUAUUAACCAUCAAUGAAGUCAUUAAUCCUUGUACAAUUUAUAAAUCCAUUACAAUGGUAAUUGGAAAUUCUUAUUAGAAAGUGGUACCAUCAUGUCUUACAGUGUAUUUGAGAACUAUGCAUUUUGUUUGAGAAGAUGCAUAAUAAUAUUACAUUGUUGUCCCUCCGUAGGUUGGGAUGUACCAAGUGAAAGAGAGGAAGCCCAGAUGGUGUGUUCCGGUCGGGAUUUUCGUCUUCCCGUUUACUCGACAUCCAGAACAGUGACUUUCACUCCAGACCCCGAGGGGCCGAGGCGUGUACUGCUGGACAAAACCAUUGUUAAGGACCCACGGUUUGAGUGGACCAGGGAUAAGAUGCUAGUCCUGAGAGAAGUGACUCAUGAGGAUCAGGGACUUUACUCCAUCAAACUGUCCUCUGGUUUCACCUAUGAAGCUGUUCGACUCACUGUUUCAGCAUGCAUUAAGUCCCAUCACAGAUUCUACGGGCAGAACUUUGAACACCACAUCCCUGAAAAUGGCUCCCUUCUGGAGUUUACUCCCUGGGGUGCUCCACCUGAGGCCAUGCCGGUUGUGCUGUGGAACCGGACGGACCCUGAGACCAGCGAUGCGGGCCGGGGGCGGCUGCGGGCCGGGAAGGUGUGGGUCGCAGAGAGAGUGACGCAAGCAGACCAGGGGAACUACACCGUGAGAAACGACAGGGGGAAGGUGGUGUCCCGCAGCACCCUGACUGUCCGCGGACGCUCCCUUAAUGUCACCCGCUUCUCCAAGGAGUCUCUAAACCUGCCCCUCUUUCUUCCUGUCCCUCAUGCACGCCUCAUUUUUACCCCCACCCGAUACCCUGACGAAUCCUCCCUGCGCCCUUAUGACCCCAAGCCCCCCCGUGGCCCUGUGCAGCUGAUCCGCGAGGGCCUCAUUACAGACCACGACAUGCGCUACAGGGGCCUCGUCUCUCUGGGCAGGAACGGCACCCUCAAUGAGGUCGUCAUAAUGAGGCUGAGUGCAAGGCAUGAUGGGCUGUAUGAGAUCAGAGAUGAGGAUGGAAACCUGGUUUCCUCCACCUGGUUGCAGGUGAUUGAAAAGGGAGGCAGAUGGCGAACAUUUCUCAAGUCCAUCACUGUCCCUUCUGGCAUGUUUGUGUCCCUGGCUGGUUUCCUCCUCUUCAUGAGGCGAUACCCAAACUGCAGCCUGUCGCAGAUCAUCUCCAGCCUCCGAGGAAACCGCACGCUACCAGCCAACCCUCCGAGGGUCAACAUCCAGGACUACAGCCAGCCCAGCCCUCAGCCCUCGAGCUACUACAGUCACCAUCAGCCGCCUGGAACACCGAGAAAAAUGACCCCCAGAGCCAGCCCCUCUCAUACCGGUUACUCUCCGGUCAUGAUGGGAAGUUCAAGAGCCGAGAACCAGGAAGCACACAGAUCACCAGCUAGGAGCUCCCCAUGUCAUAAUAUAACCACUGAGCGGCACACAUCUCAAAAUGACGAGGAGGAGAGAAGGAUUUCUUUUCCAGUGCCUGGGGCUUCGGACUGCCUCCACUCCUCAGAGGACUGUGUUCAAUUCCAGAUUAAGAAGGAUGGAGAUACAAAAAGGUGGAGCCAAUCACAAGGAUACUUCUCCACACUGCCACUAGACACAGAAACCUCAGACUCAUGCAGUGUUUACACUUCGGAGAAACUGAACUUCUUAUAAAUCAGAGAAUUGGAGCUCCAAAAGGAAAAUAAAAACCGUAAAGCAUUGAGAAACUGCACUGUUUCUCUGAUUGAAGAAUGUGGUUUUGGAAAAGAAAGACUUCACCUGUGCCUUGCAUUUUAGUCCAGUUUUAAUGGUUUGGUAUUAAUAUUGCAUGUGCAUUUUCUUAAUAUGAUUUUCUACAGCAUGAGUUGAGCAUCAUCCUUCCUGUCUCAUAUUACAAAUUUCUUGACACUGUUGAUGGUGCUUCUGAAAUCUCCCGCUGUAACCUACCUCAGGACCAGUAUGAUGUGCACUGUAUUUGAGUGUUGAUACGAGUAUGUGUGUGGUGUGAUCUCUAGGGCUAUCUAGAAAUUAAAGUUGUGGUAUAAAAGUUUGCAAAAAGGAAUUCUUAAAUACUGUACAGUAAUAGAGAGUUAGUUGACGUGUUUUUCUUCAUCCAUUAUAACCAUUCCUAACUACAACCAUUCCUAAUAACAACAACAUUUAAAUAUCAUGUUUAAUGUCUGCUAUGCAGUCCAGUGAUUUUAUACCCUCAAGGUAACUGUUGUAUUAGUACUAGCUAUAGCCUAUCUAUCUGUAAACUCUACAAGAUAAUAUCGUAAGACCAAAUAUUUAGUAGAAAAGGUUGGACUGCUGCUUGUCAUUUUUUUGGACUAUCAAAAUGUCAUCUCUUAAACAAUAAAUAUAUCUUUACCACUCA
This is a messenger RNA of Gymnodraco acuticeps, 3254 nucleotides long. RefSeq lists its product as uncharacterized. Lineage: Eukaryota; Metazoa; Chordata; Actinopteri; Perciformes; Bathydraconidae. The transcript has 9 exons. The record is from RefSeq and is a predicted model, not a curated record. The coding region runs from base 959 to 2551 and encodes 530 amino acids.